GCUGACAAACUGUUGCCGCCGCUGGCCGUCUUUGGGAAUCCAUGAGACAGUGAGGAGCGAUUGCCAUUCCACUGCGCCCAGGCUGAAGUCCUUGUCAGUCGGUUUCAGGCAUCGUUUAAAUACGGCCCAGGGACGCUGCCAACCGCCCUGGCGGCUCACCGAAACACAUCUACCCCCAAUAUUGCUCUUUUAUUCAUUUCCACGCCUAUUCACCACACUUGCUGCUAUUUUUUGUAAGCGUAAUAUGACUGUUCUCGAGCUUAGUGCCAGCGCCAAGGGAUCACUGGCCAAGGAGCCGCUUCUAUUCAAGGGGUUCCGCCUGCUGCACCAGAACCCGUACUCGAAAGACGCAAACCCUGAAGGAAUCAUCAAUGCCGGUAUCGCUGCCAACAACACCAUUAGCGACAUGGUUCUCGAGAAGCUCAACUCGCUGACAGGAGUCAUCGCCAGCGACUUGGAGUACAACUCGCCAUACGGAGAACCCCAGCUGCGCUAUGAAAUCGCUGACCUGUUCAACCGCUACCUGAGCCCAGCUGAGCCUGUCAACCCCGAUGCUGUCACCGUGUUCAAUGGCUGUACAAGUGCCAUCUCAAAGGUAACCGCGGCCACUUGCGAUCCAGGCGACCACAUUCUGAUUCCGGCACCAUGCUAUGCGGCGCUGGAGUCCGACAUGGGCACACUGCCGCGUGCUGUUGCCACACCAGUAGACAUCCCGCUUGACGAGGCAUUUGCCCCGUCUCAAGUCAGGUACUUUGAGCAGAAGAUUUCGGAGCUAAAGCAGCAGGGGAAGCGCACCAAGAUGCUGUUUCUGAUGACGCCGCACAAUCCGCUGGGCGCCAGCUACCCGAAGGAGACACUCCGUGCUUUGUUUGAAUUCGCUAGCAAGCAUUCGCUCUUUGUGGUCUCCGACGAGAUCUAUGCACUCUCUGUGUUUGACAGAAAGGAGGGUGUGACGCCGUUCGAGUCCGUGCUGUCGUGGAGCGAUUUGAGCUCUUAUAUAGAUCCAGCGGCGCUGAUUGUCAUGCACGGUCUCAGCAAGGACUUUGGACUCAAUGGGUUCCGCAUGGGCUGGACAAUUACGCCAUGGAACCAGGACCUGACAAACACCCUGCACAACUAUGCACCGUUUGGAUACCGCCCUGCGUAUACUGACCGCAUUAUCGCCGAUUUCCUUGCUGACCAUGCGUUCGUCGACAAUCUGCUCUCCACUAGCCGCAAGAACCUGGCCGAGAAUUACGCACUGACUACAGAGUUCUUUGAUAAGCACAGUGUGGAGUAUGUGCCGUGCUCGGCAGGUCACUAUAUCUGGUUCAAGCUGCCUAUUGCUGCCAGCACAAAGGCACAUCGUGCACUUGGUGCUCUGCAGGCCACUGAAGUGGCCAAGCUGUGGACAAAGGAGACCGAUCUCACGGCAUGGGAACAUAUCGUCCUAAACGAGCGCGUGUACUUCCCUACCGGGCAAGCAUUCUGCUCGACUGAGCCUGGAUGGUUCCGAUUCACGUUCGCCAUCACCAAAGAGCAGCUUGUUCUUGCUCUUGAUCGCAUUGGCAACUCGUUCAAGCUGGACUAGGCCUGUAUCUCCAUAAAUGGCUUGAUACCGUAUCAUUCAAUCCAUGGUGAAUAUCAUUUAGUGUAUCUGAAUAUACAAAGUUGCCAAGCAAUGCCCGC
Messenger RNA from Linderina pennispora, 1668 nucleotides. RefSeq names its product PLP-dependent transferase. Lineage: Eukaryota; Fungi; Kickxellomycota; Kickxellomycetes; Kickxellales; Kickxellaceae. The record is from RefSeq and is a predicted model, not a curated record. The transcript has a single exon. The coding region runs from base 245 to 1570 and encodes 441 amino acids. Gene Ontology annotation, molecular function: transaminase activity; pyridoxal phosphate binding. Gene Ontology annotation, biological process: biosynthetic process; amino acid metabolic process.